UUCAACCGCUAAAAUCACAUUUCUCCCCUAUUCAGAUACUCAGUUUGAACUUUAGCACCCCAGUGCCAAAGUGCAUUGAGAUUGUGGCAUGUGAUUGGCUGAUUAGAUGUUAACGUCUCUAAUGAGAUGGCUGGCGACGGUAUUUAGAGUUAAAUGUAAAAACAGAAAAGAUUAAAAAGAUUAAAAGAUUACAAGUUUAUUAACAUUCUUCAAUGUCCUGAUUUUUUUAAUGUUUAUAAUUGUAUAAUAAUCGUAUAAAACAUCAUAAGAUAUAAUAAUAGUGACUCUGAAGCUCAGUCUAGUGUGUGAAGUUGUGGGGAUGGGAGACUUUUUGUUCUUUGCACAAACAUACCUAAGCAAUACAACUAAAAAUGGCGUAAUUAAUGAAGGCGAAAGUGUGCUUACUCAUCUCGGUUCCUGCAUUGUGGACAACAUUGGCUGUUGUUGAAAGAUGGAUUGGAAACCCUUUCAAAACAAGCAAACAAGGCCUCCCUGUGACAGCGCAAACAAUGACAGAGGAGAGAGCUUCACACUGACCCUUUCUUAGGUCCGACUGGUUCAUCUGGUCAUGGGCCAGUUCAGUGUAAACACACAAAUACACCCUAAUGUCAGUGUGUCUCUUUUCUGAAAGGUUCAUCGAGUUGUAAUGGAUGUGGUGGCUGUGAAACAACAGAGCAAAGCAGCGGUCAUCUGGACCGUGGGGAUAAGUGUUAGCUUGAAAGAAAUAUCAGAAAACCGGUGUUUCAGGAAGUGAAAGUACCCCUCUGCUCUCAUGUUUGCAAUUCACUUCAGGAAUGUAAUUUUCCAGAAGAAUCAGGACAGUUCAAUUCACAUAGAGGUUGCAGUUUUCUAAUAUUCAUACUUAUCAGCACUCUCCAAAGCCUUAAAACGGUCUCUAAACCUUAUGGAUUAGUGGGACGUGGAGUCAAGAACUCAGCACAAUACCCUCUGGAGGUCACCCCGAGUUAAAGCUUUGAUUCUUCUAUUAAAAAUCCUAACUAAGCAGAAAAGUCAAAGAAAAAAACCACUUCGCUGUCCCUUCUUCACCUUCGUUGUUGAAGUUUAAGGUUUGUUAGAACAAGCCUGAGAUGAUACCUAACUCAGAGAAAGAUGGGGCUGGUGGACAGCGGAGCAGAUACAGAACAUAUUUUUCAGUCACUACUUCCGAACAGCUCAGCAAACGCACACUGACUGUUGCAUGAAUCAUUGAAUUAAGAGCCAUUUUUAUAUGUUUAUGUCUUUUGGGUUCAUGUUCAACCCAGAAUAAUAUGAUCCUCAAUCUGGGGGGGAGGGUGUUCCUUCCGUCUUUUGCCUUUCACCAUCAUCUGUCCUGUUGUCAUUUGAUUAUAAAGAUUACCCAGGCACACACACGCAAACAACAGAGAGCCACACUGUUACUCCUGGACUCCUGAGGGUGCUGUGGAGGAGGUGCUCCUUUCUUCAUCUCUCACAGCUCAACUAGUUAUUGAGCACCAGGACAGGCUCUGCCACUUCAAUGCGAUCCUCCUGCCACUGCUGCUCUCCUUCGGCUCACACAGAACCACAACAGGGACUGCAAAAAGUUUCAACUUUGAAAGAUCUCUCCAUUUGCAAGUGGGUCCCUGAGGCCAGAUUUUGAUCUUUACUGUGCCAGCACUUAAUGACAUUGGCAUGCCCUGGUCAAGACCUCAUGCUGGUGGAGCAGAGGACAUGGACAACAUAGAUGACCACCACUACGAGGGCUCCCUGUUCCCCACCUCCACCCUUAUCCCUGUCACUGUCAUCUGCAUCCUUAUUUUCAUUGUCGGGGUGACAGGCAAUACCAUGACCAUCCUCAUCAUCCAGCGCUUCAAGGACAUGAAGACUACCACCAACCUCUAUCUCUCCAGCAUGGCAGUGUCUGACCUCAUCAUCUUCCUGUGCCUGCCAUUUGAUCUGUACCGCUUGUGGAAGUAUGUGCCCUGGCUUUUUGGGGAAGUCGUGUGCCGCUUGUAUCACUACAUCUUUGAGGGCUGCACUUCGGCCACGAUCCUUCACAUCACGGCACUGAGCAUCGAGCGCUACCUGGCCAUCAGCUUCCCCCUCCGAAGCAAGGUGGUGGUGACCAGACGCAGGGUCCAGUACAUCAUCUUUGCCCUGUGGGGUUUCACCUUGGUCUCUGCAGCUCCCACGCUCUUCUUGGUAGGGGUCGAGUAUGACAACGAAACACACCCAGAUUACAACACGGGGCAGUGCAAGCACACCAACUACGCUAUCAUCUCGGGACAGCUGCACAUCAUGCUCUGGGUGUCCACCACAUACUUUUUCUGCCCAAUGCUCUGCCUCAUCUUUCUCUACGGCUCCAUCGGGUGCAAGUUAUGGAAGAGCAAAAAUGACCUGCAAGGCCCCUGUGCGCUGGCCCGAGAGAGGUCACACAGGCAAACGGUCAAGAUCCUGGUGGUGGUGGUGCUGGCCUUCAUCAUCUGCUGGCUGCCGUACCACAUCGGCAGAAACCUCUUCGCCCAGGUGGACGACUACGAAACAGCCAUGCUGAGCCAGAACUUCAACAUGGCCUCCAUGGUUCUCUGCUACCUUAGCGCCUCCAUCAACCCCGUCGUCUAUAACCUGAUGUCGCGGAAGUACAGGGCCGCGGCCAAGCGGCUCUUCCUGCUGCACCAGCGGCCCAGGCAAGCCCGCUGUGGCCAGAGACAGCUCUGCGUAAUAGAUCACAUCUCCACCCUGAAUGAAAGCCUUACAGGGGUCUGAGAGGAGUCAACACAUAAUGAGCACUCACAAGCUUGUUUGACUUCACUGCCAGGGGGGAAUCUGCAGGUCUCUUUAAAGUUCAGGGGGUUAGGA
This is a messenger RNA of Oreochromis niloticus (Nile tilapia), 2817 nucleotides long. It is a transcript of the gene mlnr, whose product is annotated as motilin receptor. Gene Ontology annotation, biological process: G protein-coupled receptor signaling pathway. The transcript is spliced from 3 exons. Gene Ontology annotation, molecular function: G protein-coupled peptide receptor activity. Gene Ontology annotation, cellular component: plasma membrane. The coding region runs from base 1651 to 2724 and encodes 357 amino acids. The record is from RefSeq and is a predicted model, not a curated record. Lineage: Eukaryota; Metazoa; Chordata; Actinopteri; Cichliformes; Cichlidae.